Molecule: messenger RNA, 1936 nt
Organism: Betta splendens (Siamese fighting fish)
Lineage: Eukaryota; Metazoa; Chordata; Actinopteri; Anabantiformes; Osphronemidae
Product: C-X-C chemokine receptor type 5
Exons: 2
Coding region: 394-1491 (365 amino acids)
Biological process (GO): chemotaxis; immune response; G protein-coupled receptor signaling pathway
Cellular component (GO): membrane
Molecular function (GO): chemokine receptor activity
Source: RefSeq, a predicted model, not a curated record
GGGGGAAACCUCCCUUGUUUUUAACUUCUUGUAGUAAACACAUAAGCAAAAACAUUGAUUUAAUGCCAGCAUCAAAGCUGGAUAGUGGUAAUAAAUCAUGUCUGUGCUGCUGUCAUAUCAGCACAUUGUUUGAUUUGGUUAAAUAAGGCUGACAUAUCUCUACAACGUUCACUCAUCAAGCUUGACUUUGUCAGUUGUGAUACUGUUACGGCAGCUGCAUGCAUGGCUGGUGUUGCAUGCGUAGCUGCUGGAACGCUUUUGCCCUUUGUGAUUUGUUUCUACCAACGACACCCCACAGCAAAGACAUCAAGAAGGGAAAUACAGACAACAGCAGGAAGGAAGGGACACUUCACUGCAACAGUGUGAUAGGCACCAAGCCUGCACAGCAGCAAUAUGGGUUCAGUCGUAUAUGAGUUAACAGGAGGCCCAUAUGAUGAUGGGAAUUACACAGACAGCUAUGAUAACUAUACUGACAUCGAUGACAAUUACUGUGGUGCGGACAAGAUGGACAUGCAGGUGUUUAACGUCACGUUCCAGUCUGUGCUGUACAGCUUCAUCUUUCUGCUGGGAGUGGCAGGGAACGGCCUGAUGAUAACCGUCCUCCUCAGACGGGGACGAGUGCUGCGCAUCACAGAGAUCUAUCUCCUACAUCUUGCCGUGGCCGACCUCAUGCUCCUCUUCACAUUUCCCUUCAAUGUGGCUGAAACCCUCGGUGAAUGGCUGUUUGGGGAGUUUCUCUGCAAGCUGAUGGGGCUUGUGAAAAACCUCAACAUCUUCUGUGGGAGCCUCCUGCUGGCGUGCAUCGGGUUUGAUCGGUACCUGGCCAUUGUCCGUGCCAUCCCCAGCCUGCAAAGCCGACGUCCCAGAACCGUGCACCUGCUGUGCAUCUCCCUCUGGUUGGUCUGUUUGGCUUUAUCCAUCCCAAAUGUCGUGUUUCUCUCUGUGUCACGUACAAACACAUCCAAACUCACCUGUUUCUAUAGCAAUUAUGAAAUGCAUUCGAACAAUUGGGUUUUGACCAAUCGAGUCUUCGAGCACGUGUGCUUCUUCCUGCCUCUGGCUGUGAUGAGCUACUGCUACACAGCAGUGGUCAUCACUUUGCGCAGCAGUCAGAAGAGUCAAGCCACAAAAGGAGCCAUUAGACUGGCUUUGCUCAUCACCGUCAUCUUCUGCUUUUGUUGGCUGCCGUAUAACAUCACCUUACUCAUAGACACGUUGGCAGAGGUGCAGGUCAUCAAAUAUGAGAAAUGUUCCUAUUAUGUGGCCACGCAAGCAGCCGUGGACGUGACGAGGAGCCUGGGCUUCUCACACUGCUGCCUGAACCCUUUCCUCUACGCCUUCGUCGGGGUGCGGUUCCGCAAUGAGUUGAUCCAGCUGCUGUGUAAAGCGGGCUGCAGCCGCCUCUGUCUGCCGUUCACGAAGGCUCAGAGUCACAGUCGACCGUCUGUUUCUGAAGGAGUCACCACCACCAGCAGCUACGUCUUCAUGUAAGAAACCCUGGCAGAGAGUCAAGUAACAGAGAUGCUGGUGUUUUGUAUUAAACAAUACUGACAAUAUUGUACACAUUGCUUCAUUAAUUGCGUUUCAAACGUGUUUUAUUUACGCAGUCAUUUAUUGUUGACCAAAAUGUUUUUGCUUGUAUUGUAGCUACUGCUAAUUCAAUUUAAUAAAGAUUUCAUGUAUUAUACAGCAACUGUGUUCCAUUGUCAGUGUUACCAAAGAACAGUAAUUAACAACAUAGUAACCAAAAUUAACACCACCUCAGAUCAGAAUUAAUCUAUCUUUAGACUUCUAUUAAAACAGUUAUACAGACCAACUGCAAACAAUCACAAAUUGCAUCUUAUGUACAGCAAGUAUAUAUUAUAUAUAUUUAUGUUUGGUAGUUGGAGAAAAUAAAUCAGUGAUAUUAAAAAAUGAAAUCUGAGGCACUCCACUC